UUGACUGACAGUUCUGGGUAAGUAGGCUGUGGAAAAGAGACACCUCUUCAGUCUGUUCACUGAGCUGCAGAGUUUUGAGCUUCAGCUGGGAUCUUACUCUCCAGUGUGUUUGCCAAGAGAAAUAUUCUCUCAGCAUGGCUCGUAGGCUGGAGUUAAAUCAUGAACUUUCUAAACUUUUCAAUGAACUAUGGGAUGCAGAUGUUCACCGCUUUGUGCCUGGGAAAGAUUAUACAAUUGACUUACAGGAAAAAGCAGGCUUUGUACAGCAGGGUAGCAGUGUUGCAAGGGACAAUGCAUCUGAGCCGCUGUUUCGCUAUGUAAAUGAAGAGCGUCUGAAGAGCAUAAAUACUUUUGCAGCUUUUGUUUCCCUAUUGGACAACUAUGAAACAUCAACUGGUGUAGCAGAAGUUGUGACCCCACAAGAAAUGGCUGAAAACAAUCGUUUUCUUGAUGCUAUCUUAGAAACAGAAGUAAUGAAACUUACUCAUCAAUAUUUAAUUAGAAAGAAUUGGUCAAAACCCAGUCUUAACGAUUUCAAGUCUCAGCUCUAUAACAUCUGGUUUCAGCUAUACACCAGGGAAAUAGGAAAGGGGCCUGAUUCCUGUGGAUUCGAACAUGUGUUUGUCGGAGAAACAAAACAUGGAAAAGAGAUUCUGGGUUUGCAUAACUGGGUACAAUUUUACCUUCAGGAAAAGCAUAAACAAGUUGACUACAAAGGCUAUAUUGCCAGGAGGAAAAAGAGCAGGCCUGAUGAAGAUGAUCAAGUUCUGAGCCUACAGUUCAGCUGGAAAGGUCUAGUAAAACCUGUGGGAAGCACCUUUAUUGGAGUCAGCCCUGAGUUUGAAUUUGCCCUCUAUACGAUCAUUUUUCUACAGUCUCAGGAAAAGGUCACUCGUGAGAUGGUGCGGAUAGAGGAGUAUGAACUACAGAUAGUUGUGUAUCGCCAUGGUAAAUACAUUGGAACAGCGUAUCCUGUCCUCCUUAGCAGCAACAAUGAAGAUUUGUAUUGAAAAGGAUUAAGCUAACCUGAUUUUCUUUUUGAGUUUAACUGUAGUUUUGUAUAAUCUUAAAUGUCAUGUUUGGAAUAAUUUCCUUUUGUUCUGUAUUAAGAUACUUAACCUAAGAUGUGCCUUUUAAAGAAACGUUCAGUGCCUGUCCAGGCUUUGAAAUCCUUUUUAUCACUGUAACCAAGGAUGAAAGAAAUUGUAUUAAAGUGCCUUCAUAAAUCAUAAAUCUGUACUUUAA
Mauremys reevesii (Reeves's turtle) is the source of this 1245-nucleotide messenger RNA. Its product is annotated as poly(U)-specific endoribonuclease-like. The transcript is spliced from 7 exons. Gene Ontology annotation, molecular function: RNA endonuclease activity. NCBI's taxonomy places the organism in Eukaryota, Metazoa, Chordata, Testudines, Geoemydidae. The coding region runs from base 135 to 1010 and encodes 291 amino acids. The record is from RefSeq and is a predicted model, not a curated record.